Molecule: messenger RNA, 1277 nt
Organism: Humulus lupulus (European hop)
Lineage: Eukaryota; Viridiplantae; Streptophyta; Magnoliopsida; Rosales; Cannabaceae
Product: beta-carotene hydroxylase 2, chloroplastic-like
Exons: 7
Coding region: 117-1040 (307 amino acids)
Biological process (GO): carotene metabolic process; xanthophyll biosynthetic process
Cellular component (GO): chloroplast
Molecular function (GO): beta-carotene 3-hydroxylase activity; iron ion binding
Source: RefSeq, a predicted model, not a curated record
ACACACACAAUAGAAGAAGUUGUGGUCUCAGUUCAACCGAAACACUUUGACAGUUGCACAGGUCCACCACCACACACCUCUAUCCGUCGCCGCUCUCUCAACCCCAACCUCCUUCAAUGGCGGCGGGGCUCUCGACCGCCUUAACCCCUAAACCUUUCCGUUUCAUCCAAUCCUCCUAUCUCCCCCCCCAACACACUUCCUCGGCCUUCUUUCCCCUAAAUCUAUGCCCCCAGAGAACGAUUCUCCGAACCCGCCCCAGAUUAUGUGUUACAGUUUGCGUGAUUAUGGGGGAUAAGAAACAGAGUACCCAGAUGGAGAUUCCAGCGGAGGAAAUCCCUGAUAGUAAUGCCGACUCUCCGAGUACCCAGAUCUCCCCACGCCUGGUGGAGAAACGUGCCCGGAAGAAAUCGGAGAGGCUUACGUAUCUCGUUGCGGCUGUUAUGUCUACCUUUGGAAUCACCUCCAUGGCUGUUCUGGCUGUUUACUAUAGGUUUUACUGGCAAAUGGAGGGUGGAGAGAUUCCUUUGACUGAAAUGUUCGGUACAUUUGCUCUAUCCGUGGGUGCUGCGGUGGGUAUGGAGUUUUGGGCAAGAUGGGCUCACAGGGCUCUUUGGCACGCUUCCUUAUGGAGCAUGCACGAGUCUCACCACCGACCUAGAGAAGGACCAUUCGAGCUCAACGAUGUGUUUGCCAUAGUCAAUGCAGUCCCAGCCAUAGCUCUCCUCUCCUAUGGUUUCUUCCACAAAGGUUUAGUUCCAGGAUUAUGCUUCGGCGCAGGUCUUGGAAUUACGGUGUUUGGGAUGGCCUACAUGUUCGUCCACGAUGGUUUGGUCCACAGAAGAUUCCCGGUGGGUCCCAUUGCCAACGUUCCAUAUUUCCGAAAAGUGGCUGCCGCUCACAAGCUCCACCACUCAGACAAAUUCGACGGUGUGCCUUACGGGUUAUUUUUAGGACCAAAGGAACUUGAACAAGUUGGAGGCCUCGAAGAGCUAGAAAAGGAGAUCAUUAGGACAGCCAAAUCAUCAAGAAUUCAUGACUGAAUAUUUUGAUAUGGAAUAUUUUGGAGCAAUUUUGACAUUUUGUCUUAAAAAAAAAAAAGAAGUGAAGUAGGUUAAGCAAGGUUAUAGUUUUGCGUGGAUGUGUUAUUAGGUCUAUAUUACCAUAGUGCUGUACCAAAGUCUUUUUAAAAACAGAUUUAAGUGCAGUAUGUAUGGAUUUGUAUAUUACUUAAAUGAGCCAAAAUUAUAAAAUUCCACAGUUGGUUUGGUGUGCCUUUA